GAAACCCUCGUCCAAACCCAAAUCAUCUUUUUCUGGAAGCACCUACUGCCCUAGCUGAAGAAAACAGAGCCUCAUCGUCCAUUCCACCCAAUGAUCACAAUUCACAAUGAUCACUGCAAACAAUAACUGCACAAAUAAAACACGCUCCAUGGAGCCAAGAAGGGCAUGCGAGCACAAUGACAACUCUCACGCAAAAUGUACCUUUUUUUUCAUUCUUCCUUCCUCUCUCUCUUUCUCUGUUCUUCUCCGCCAUUCCUCACUUCUCUUCUAUCCUAUCAUUCGCCGGGAACUGACCCACCUCAGAUACCAAGCUGUAGCACUCAUGUUCCGGCCGUGAAUAGUGAAGAAACGCCAAGAAAAGUUGUGGGCAUUGGCCGUUUCAGCGUCUUGCAGAGAAAAGCACUCCGAUCCUAACCAUUACACCCUCCGGGAAAAAGGUAAUAAUCAAUCUGUGCAAUACAUACUUGUUGAUAGCUGGUUGCAGAACUAAGAAUCGAACUAUCUCGAUCAAUGAUUCAGUGUAAUGGUAUGAACGAUUGGUUAGGUGUUGACUGUUUUUUUCUUUUCUUUUUGGUGUUGCAUAAUGCAUAUAUACAGGCUGCGAAUAGAUGAACGCGCUGUGCGAUCUGGGUACCGAUAGAAUCACUGACCUUCCCGAGGAUGUGAUACAGCAGAUUCUGGUGUUGUUACCCAUCAAACAUGCAGGCAAGGCGGCCACAUUAUCAACAAAGUGGAGGCGCUACUGGAGAAGUAUUCCUCAACUUGUGUUUUAUGGCGGUGAAAAUGGCAGAUUGAAAUCGAAUAAGAUGAUGGCCAAGUUGAUUUCCAGCAUUCACAAAAUCCUGCUGGCUCAUGAUGGUCCCAUAACAAAGUUCCAGCUUUGGGUUCAUGGACUGAAGCCCUGUAAUGGGGUGGAUCAAAUGAUUCUUCAUCUUUCUAACAGAGGUCUCCAAGAAUUCGCCCUUGGCUUUUCUCCUAAUCAUGUUUACAAGUUGCAUUCUUCCCUGUUUUCAUAUCUUCACUUGAACUCUCUGGUUCUUUGGUUUUGUGAAUUUAUUAGGCAGCCAUCAUGGUUUGUGGGGUUUAGUAACCUUACAGCUCUUCGUUUGAUAGAAGUAACCCUACCCUCUGAUUUCCUUAGCAACUUCCUUCCCAAGUGCCCAAGUCUUAAAUUGUUGGAGCUGCUUUUUUGUCCGUGUCCAAGUAACCUUGAAAUUGUUGCUCCACGUCUCACCCAUUUCUUCUUCUUUGGGGACUCACGGAAGCUCUACUUCAAGUGUACUCCACUUCUGAACGAAGUUCAGAUUUUGAAUGGGCGCCAAGAAGUGGAGAAGCCUGCAGAUAUGGUGGCUUUAUUUGCCUCUCUCCCAUUACUCCAACUGUGUGUUGUUGACAUCCAACUUUUAGAAUACCUUGUUGCAGGUGAUGCUAAUCUUCCCAUCAGGCUUCCUACUCCUCUUCACCAAUUAAAAGCCCUCUACAUCUGUAUUCCCGACCUGGGUAGCUUGAAGAAUGCUCGUGCUUUUCUUUGUCUCAUCAUGAGUUCCCCCAAUUUGUACGAGGUCAUAAUCGAGCUGAAUCCUAAGCAACUAAAUCAUCCCGUGAGUAACAACGUGGUAGCAAGCAUAGGAAGCUUAUUGGAAGCAGAGAACCGCCAUGGAUUCGGUUGCUGUUUGCAGCAUCUUACAAUGUUUAAGAUUGUGGGCAGCCUUGGGAUGCAGGUUGAGCUGGACCUUUUGAGAUUCAUACUAGCCACUGCCCCGAUACUACAAAUGAUUUACAUUACACCUGCUGCCAAUUUGGACUCCAGGAAGGCUUCCAAAUUCAUGAAGAAGGUUAGGAAAUAUAAACCUGUUUCUGAAAAGGCAAAGGUCAUAUCAUUACCCAUCAGGAACUAGAAAAAAAAAGCUGAGGCCUUAUAGGGUGGGAGUUAUGAACUUUAAUAUCUUUGUAGCAUUAACAAUUGUUUACUGGUAAUUCCAGCAUCAUCUUCUAUACAUCAACUUUGUCUCGUGAAGGAAAUGAAUGUUCUCUGGAACCUGCAAAGAUGCCUGUUGGAGAAUUAACGUCCAUUCUUUUCAUAAACCUGUUUGUUAUUAGCUCUCUUUAGCGCCUUGUCUUGGUUUAUGGUAUAUGGUCCGGCAAAAGUCCAUCUUCUUGUAAGAUCGAGGUUGGUUGUGUUGCAGGCAGACUGAAUUUCUGUUAGCAGGAUUUACGACGGAUUAAUUUUUUAAUUAUGUAGACUGCCUUUGAUUCGUUCAAAAAUGCCCUAGCUUGUAGUUGUAGUUGAUCAGCCCUCACACAAGAAGUUAGCAAUAUAUGGAUGUUGUUGGAAGCAGGAGCAUCACCUAUUGUUUUUAUAAUGGUGAUAUAGCAUUAUUUUAAAUAGGAAAUUAUACAAGAACUAAACAUCUCUAGGAAGAACACACCAAAGAAAACAUAGACUACUGUGGCAAAGAAACCAGUAGAGUAGUAAAGAUACAAACUGUAACAAACGACCGAUCGAAGUCUUGGUUUGGUGCUUGAACCUCUGCUGCUUCCUCGAAGUCUAGUGUCACUGCUAGCUCAAUCUUGCACUCCGAGGAGGCGUGAUCAGACAGCCCUGCUUCGAACAUAGUGUAAUAGUCCAGCUAUAUGCAGGGAAUUGCUUUGCUAUUUAAGCAUCAUCUCAGGGAGUUGACAUUCCUCUUUCAGCUGUCAGAUUAGCUGAAUUAUCAAAACCAGGUCCAAGAUAUACCAGCAACUCCUGUUACCUUCUCCAGUGGAUUUUUCUGAUUGGCUUCAGCAUCUAGGGAGUUCAUAGUUGAGCAUACUCAGGCUGAGCUUGAUCUUGUGAGCUUCAUAGUUAAGCUACUCAUCCGAAGUACAUUCUACAGUCCUGGGUCAACCGGCGUCCCACGUGGAAGAACGGGCUUUGAAAGUAGAGAUGGUAAUGGGUCGGGUUGGGUCGGGUUUUGCCAAACCCAAACCCAAACCCAUGGGUUUAUCCGUGAAAAAAACCCGGGGUAAAACCCACUGGGUUUGAAAAACUCAAACCCAACCCAACCCGUUGGGUAUCCGCGGGUUCAUGGGUACCCACGGGUUUUUGUCGUAAAAAAAAUUAUAAUAACAAGUUCCUAUCAAAAUUAAAGUCAAAUAUCAAU
This is a messenger RNA of Linum trigynum, 3143 nucleotides long. NCBI's taxonomy places the organism in Eukaryota, Viridiplantae, Streptophyta, Magnoliopsida, Malpighiales, Linaceae. The record is from the annotation of a GenBank genome assembly.